AUGCGUUUGCAGAAGUCUAAGAGGGAGCAAGCUGUGGAACACUGUGAUAAGAUUAAAAUACUACAUAUGGAGCUGAUGGCAAAUGAUGAAAAGAUUAAAGAAAAGGAGAAAGAACUGAAGGCAAAAGAGGAAAGGUUGAGGCGUCUCGAAACAAAGGUAAUGGCAAUGUUGUGACUGCUGUCUGAAAGUGUGUCAUAGGAUACAGUAAUUUUUUGAGCACAAUAUAGAUCAUUCUCAUAAAUUGGGCCAAUUAUAAAUUAUUUUGCAGGUAUUAACAUUUCCUGUACUAUCCUCAUUUUGAAGUUUAUAAUUCAAAAGAAUUUUACUCUCAAAUGAGGUUAGUUUAAUUUAAAUGCAUACAAAAUAAUUUUAAAUUGGCCUCCAUUUAUGAUAAGGGUCUAGUAAAUGUAAGUGAUGUGAAAAAAAGUCAUGUAUUUUCACUCAUGUUAAUUUUUUGGAGCUCCAUGGAGUACUCAGCUUCAGCUAUGCUGCUUGAUUGAUGUAGUUCUCCCAUACGUGUAGAUAGUAACCCAGUGUCCUACAACUGGGUGAAUCUAUAUACUGCUGGUCUCCUUCUUUCCUCCCUCUAAUCACCCUGCCCCACAUUUUCUAGAGAAAUUCUUAGAUUCCACGGACAAGGGAGAUCUAGGUAGUUAGCUGAAGGCGCCUGGUAUACUGGUAAUGACAGGAUACUGCUGGUUUUUUAUCUUACCGCCACUGUCACAUUCCCAGGAAUACCUCAAACUGAUAGUUAGCAUCACAAUGUUUAGGUAAACAAGGUAGCUAGACAGCUAGAGGAGACAGAAGAAAUACGCUGUGAGCUUGAGACACCAUGUAAGAAGAAAGCCAAGCACAUGUACCUCCCUGAGAAGUCUAUAAAGUUAAGACAAAAAAUGCCAACAGUGCUAACGUCACCCCUUAGUCAGUCACAAGCUAGGAAGAGGAGAGCUGAGUUGUUUGAGGCAGCAUGCCAGAUCCAUGGAGGGAGACAUGGAACAAAUUGCAGAACCCCAGGAGAAGUUGGCCUUUGCGAAACAACUGUUAAAAAAUGUUCUAAUGACAUACUAGUUAAAGUUUUUUCUAAAAGUCAAAAGAUAAAAAAGAAGGUUCUACCUAAAGUUUACAAAGAAAAUUUAACGAAGUAUGAAGCAUCUGAUGAAAAUAUGCUGAGAAGCAUUGCGGUGUACUAUAGUGGAGGAGUAAUGGGGAAACGAAAGUACCGUGCAACAUAUAGGGAUAGCAGUUACAAACGAAGUAGCUCAAAGGCUGUGCGUAUUGCAGUUAGUUCCUGCCCUGUCCCAAGGCUUGUUCCUUACAAUAAGCUAAUGCCCUUCAUCAAGUCUAUUGACAUUGGUCAACUUCACAGUGUAAGGGAGACCCUUUGUCAUGGACUUGAUGAAGAAGAAAAAGUGGAUGGUAUAUACCGUGAUAUCCAACCUUUGUUGUUGUCACUUGCAGAAUUUUAUCUUUCUCAAAGCAGAUAUCGGCUGGUUUGGUUCGGAGCUGAAGUUAAUACCUUUCAUGUUUCUCUCGGUGGGGAUGGAGCACCAUUUGGAAAAGAUGACACUGCAUUUGCCUGUCUGGUCAGCUUUCUAAAUUUAGGGAGAGGCGUUCUCAGCAGUAAUGAAAAUUUUCUUUUGUUUAGUGGGAAUUGUAAGGAGGACUGUGUUCCUGUGUCACGAUUUUUAAAGAAGGUUGUGCAUGACAUUAUUGAUUUAGAGAAGACCCCUUUUACAGUAAAUUGCAAUGGCACCCCUGUUGAUGUCAAAUUUCGCAUUUCCGAACUCCCAAAUGACAUGACAAUGUUGUCUUUUCUUGCUGGAGAACUUUCAAAUUCUGCAACUUACUUUUCAACUUUUGCAGAUGUGAGCAGUGACACAAUGACCAGACUGGAUGGGACUUUUGGAACAGAUGGGAGGGUAUUGCGGAAGCCAUGGAAGUAUGAGAACAGAACGAAGGUGGUUAAACAGGUUGAUGUAUUUAAAAAGUCACCGGAGAAAAAAAAAAGGCUACAUGCACUCGUCGAGCAAAGGUCACUUCAUUUAUUGCUCAAAAACAUAGCCGUCAGGAAUUUGAGCCAGUUGUAG
Molecule: messenger RNA, 2087 nt
Organism: Porites evermanni
Lineage: Eukaryota; Metazoa; Cnidaria; Anthozoa; Scleractinia; Poritidae
Source: the annotation of a GenBank genome assembly